Messenger RNA from Hevea brasiliensis (rubber tree), 1068 nucleotides. Its product is annotated as glycine-rich protein 5. The transcript is spliced from 2 exons. The record is from RefSeq and is a predicted model, not a curated record. Lineage: Eukaryota; Viridiplantae; Streptophyta; Magnoliopsida; Malpighiales; Euphorbiaceae. The coding region runs from base 103 to 882 and encodes 259 amino acids.
UAACCUCUCCAUCUUAGCUUCCGCAUCUCUCUAUAUAACCCUCUUCUUCGAUCCUCCAUUUCUUACCAAAUCCAUCUUAGUCAUCAUAAAAACUUAGAAAAGAUGACUCGUAAUAACUUGUUUCUUGUUUUGCUUUUUGGUGCUCUAGUUUGCACUAGUAGUGCUAGGAAGCUUGUGACCGAAAAGAGUUCUUUUGAGGAUGAGAAGAAUUUGUUUCACCAUGGGGGCGGCCUAGGUGGUGGUGCUGGAGGUGGUGGUGGUGCUGGAGGUGGUGGCGGCUUAGGCGGUGGAGGUGGACUUGGUGGUGGUGCUGGAUUUGGAGGAGGAGCUGGAGGUGGUCUAGGUGGAGGCGCUGGUGGUGGUGGAGGAUUUGGAGGUGGUGGUGGUGGAGGAUUGGGUGGAGGAGCCGGUUUUGGUGGUGGAUUUGGAGGAGGUGCUGGAGGUGGGCUUGGUGGUGGAGCUGGAGGUGGAGGAGGAUUAGGAGGUGGUGGUGGGGGUGGACUUGGCGGUGGAGCUGGAGGAGGGUUUGGUGCAGGUGGAGGCGCUGGCGGUGGACUUGGAGGUGGUGGUGGGUUAGGUGGUGGUGCUGGAGGUGGAGCAGGAUUUGGUGGUGGUGCUGGGGGUGGAGUUGGUGGUGGACUUGGAGGAGGUGCUGGUGGUGGUGGAGGGUUUGGAGGUGGGGGUGGUGGAGUGGGUGGUGGAGGUGCUGGUUUUGGAGGGGGAGCUGGGUUUGGUGGCGGAGCUGGUGCUGGUGGUGGUGCUGGAGGUGGAGGUGGAGGUGGCUUUGGAGGAGGUGGUGGCGGUGGACUUGGUGGUGGGGCUGGAGGUGGGUUUGGUGCCGGUGGUGGCGCUGGUGGUGGGCUGGGAGGUGGAUUGCCUUGAAGUAACAAAGAGCGCAAUUGUCUGUUUAUUUCCAUACGAACUAGAGUUCAAUCAUUUGAUGUUUAUUUGAUCUUUUUUUUCCCAUGAAUUGAUUAUGAAAUGAAUAAUUAAGCUCUUUACAGUAAGAUUAUGUAAUUAGCGGCACUUUUGAAAGCUAUUGGCUCCCCAUGAUGAGCAUCGUGUUUC